AUGGCCCGGCUAUUCCAGGUACUCGCCCUGGGGGCUGCUGCACUCGUCGGCAGUGGCACCGCCCCGACGGGCGUCUCGGCAGACGUUCCGGCCGACCUGGGUCCCGGAGGUACAGCACCGGUGCGGCCGUUCCGCCUGGACCAGGUACGGCUCGGCAAUGGCUUGCUGCAGGAGAAGCGUGACCGCAUCAAAGGGUUUCUGGAGGAAUACGACGAGCGCAAGUUCAUGGUCCUGUUCAACAACCAAGCCGGCCGGCCCAACCCCAGUGGCGUUUCUCCCCCCGGCGGGUGGGAGGACGGUGGGCUGCUCAGUGGGCAUUGGACGGGUCACUACCUGACAGCCCUCUCUCAAGCCUACGCCGAGAAAGGCGAGCAAACCUUCAAAACGAAGCUCGACUGGCUGGUGAAGGAGUUGGCUGCUUGCCAGAGUGCGAUCAGCGCGCGGCUGAACGGCAGCACUGGUUCGGGUGCUGAUGCCCAAUGGAUUCCAACGUAUUCUGGCUACCUGGGCGCUCUUCCAGAGGACACCGUGCUGAGGCUUGGCCCGCCUCGCUGGGCCGUCUACGGAAGCGACCUGAACAAGAAUACCUGGGCGCCGUGGUACACGCAGCACAAGAUCAUGCGAGGGCUUUUGGACGCGUACUACAACACCAACAACACCCAGGCCCUUCAGGUUGUGGAGAAGAUGGCCGAUUGGGCGUACCUCGCGCUGACCGUUGGCGACAAGAACCACCCUGACUACAAAGGCAACCUGACCAGGGACGACCUCAACUACAUGUGGGAUCUCUAUAUCGGCGGCGAGUUUGGUGGAGCCAACGAGGUUUUCCCGGAGAUCUACCAGCUUACCGGCGAUGAGCGUCACUUGCAAACUGCCAAAGCCUUCGACAACCGGGAGUCUUUGUUCGGAGCCGCCGUAGAAGACCGCGACAUUCUGGUUGUGACACCUGACAAGAUCCCAGGCCGGCGUCGAAAGCAGCGUUUGCAUGCCAACACGCAUGUCCCGCAAUUCAUCGGCUACCUGAGAGUCUUCGAGCAAGGGGGUGGGGAUGACUACUUCACCGCGGCGAAGAACUUCUACGGCUGGGUAGAGCCUCAUCGUGGGUUCGCGAGCGGCGGGACAGGCGGGAGCUUCCCCGGGUCUGACACCAACGCCGAGCUUUUCCAGAACCGGGACAACAUCGCCAAUGCCAUCGCCUCAGACGGCGCCGAGACGUGCACGACGUACAACCUGCUCAAGCUGGCCCGGAACCUGUUCCUCCACGAGCACAAUGCGACCUACAUGGACAACUACGAGCGCGGCCUGUUCAACAUGAUCACCGGAUCGCGUGACGACACAGACAGCGGCAGCGAUCCCAUGCUCACCUACUUCCAGCCACUCAGCCCCGGCACACCACGCGACUUUGGCAACACCGGCACCUGCUGUGGCGGGACGGGGAUGGAGAGCCACACCAAGUACCAAGAGACAGUCUACCUGCGCUCAGCAGACGGGUCGACGCUCUGGGUCAACCUGUACGUCCCGUCCACGCUGACCUGGGAAGAGAAAGGCUUCACAGUCAAGCAGGAGACGACCUUCCCGCGCGAGGGCGCCUCCAAGUUCACCAUCACCGGGCAGGGGCCGCUGGACAUCAAGCUCAGGGUGCCCGCGUGGGUCCGCAAGGGCUUCCAGGUCACCGUCAACGGACAGGCCCAGCCAGGCGACCAGGCCCAGCCGGGCUCGUACCUGACCCUCAGCCGGACCUGGGCCGCAGGCGACGUCGUCGAGGUGAAGAUGCCCUUCACCAUCCGCACCGAGCGCGCGCUGGACCGCCCGGACACGCAGGCCAUCAUGUGGGGGCCGGUGCUCCUGCAGACCCUCGGCACACCCCGCGGCAGCAACGACACCUUCUGGCAGCUGUCGCUGUACCGGCACCUCAAGCUGGACGGCGACUACGCGCGCGCGGCCGUCGCGCAGACCGGGCGCACCGCCGCCGGCGACCCGCUCUUCACCACGGCCCAGGCCAGUGGCAACCUGACGGUGCGCCCAUACUACAUCAGCGACUCGCAGCCCGUGUCGUCGUAUUUCCGCCGCGUCGAGCCGGCCGUCGUGUUUGGGUCCGUUACGACGGGGGUCGCGAACAAGAAGCGGAACGAUGGGCUGCCGAAUUACGACGUGCCCGUGUCGGGCAUCGCGUCGCCGGGGACGGAUGGCCCGACGUUCCUUGACCUGGUCUGGGACAAGGCGCCCUUCGCCACGCAUGCUGAGUUCGUGGACACCGUGACAUCCACUGCAGAUAGCUUUGUCGCGGCCGGGGUGUAUUCGGCGAAGGAGCGGGAUGCCAUUGUCGCGAAGGCUGGUGGUGCGGAGGAGGCAUUAGCUCCUUAG
Molecule: messenger RNA, 2361 nt
Organism: Diaporthe citri
Lineage: Eukaryota; Fungi; Ascomycota; Sordariomycetes; Diaporthales; Diaporthaceae
Exons: 1
Coding region: 1-2361 (786 amino acids)
Biological process (GO): carbohydrate metabolic process
Source: RefSeq, a predicted model, not a curated record